UCAGAGCUGUGCUGGCACACUCAGGAACUUGGACGGCAACCCGGGCAGCUCACACGAAGCAGGAGGGUGGGGAGCCCAGAGUUGCCAUGGAGAGAGUUUCAGUGUCCGCGUUGCUACUUCUUGUGGCCGUCUCCUGCACUCUGGCCAAGGAUACUACAGUCAAAUCUGGAGCCAAAAAAGACCCAAAGGACUCUCGGCCCAAACUGCCCCAGACCCUGUCCAGAGGUUGGGGGGAUCAGCUCAUCUGGACUCAAACAUACGAAGAAGCCUUAUACAAAUCCAAGACGAGCAAUAAGCCCUUGAUGAUCAUUCAUCACUUGGACGAAUGCCCACACAGUCAAGCUUUAAAGAAAGUGUUUGCUGAAAACAAAGAGAUCCAGAGAUUGGCAGAGCAGUUUAUUCUUCUCAACCUGGUUUAUGAAACAACUGACAAGCACCUUUCUCCUGAUGGCCAGUAUGUGCCCCGAAUUCUAUUUGUGGACCCAAGCCUGACAGUGAGGGCGGACAUCACGGGAAGGUACUCCAACCGUCUCUAUGCUUACGAACCUACCGACACACCUCUGUUGAUAGACAACAUGAAGAAAGCUCUCAAGCUGCUGAAGACAGAAUUGUAGAGACAACGAUGCGUUGCAUCAGGCGACAAGAAGCACUGUGGACUUGCUGAUUCCAUUACAGCUAAAUGUUACAACAGAUGUAUUUUGUAAACACCCAUACGGGGGAAAACAAUAUUAUUAUCUACAACAGUGAAGCAUGAUUUUCUAGAAAAAUAAAGACUUGUGAGUACUCCAACUGAAGGGUGUUGUA
Molecule: messenger RNA, 804 nt
Organism: Acomys russatus (golden spiny mouse)
Lineage: Eukaryota; Metazoa; Chordata; Mammalia; Rodentia; Muridae
Gene: Agr2
Product: anterior gradient 2, protein disulphide isomerase family member
Exons: 8
Coding region: 87-614 (175 amino acids)
Cellular component (GO): endoplasmic reticulum
Molecular function (GO): dystroglycan binding
Source: RefSeq, a predicted model, not a curated record